This is a messenger RNA of Phytophthora infestans T30-4, 411 nucleotides long. RefSeq lists its product as uncharacterized. Gene Ontology annotation, biological process: rRNA processing. The transcript is spliced from 3 exons. Bases 1 to 411 code for a protein of 136 amino acids. The record is from RefSeq and is a predicted model, not a curated record. Gene Ontology annotation, molecular function: metalloendopeptidase activity. Lineage: Eukaryota; Oomycota; Peronosporomycetes; Peronosporales; Peronosporaceae.
AUGGUGCAGAUGGCGAAAGCACUCGUCGGCACUGGCGCGGCGCUGUCGCCGCGAGCGUUGGCCAAGCUGCAGGUGCAAGUGCAGGCCAUGGUGCGCUGUCUCAACUGCCCCGGCGGACCUUGGGAUGUGGGUGUUAUGCUUACGACAGACACGCAUGUGCAGAAGCUUAAUCGCAGAUUCCGCAAGAAGGACAAGCCCACGGAUAUCCUAUCUUUCCCUUUCCACAAAGUGCGCGCGCCCGGGCGAUUCCCGCGUAUAAGGGCCCGGGAGGAGCGAUACCUAGGAGACAUCUACAUCAGCCCGGCAUACGUGCAGCGUCAGUGCGAAGAUCCGCAGCUCGAAGAGAUCACAACGCUGGAAGAGCGACUACCGGUGCUAAUGGCACACGGACUCUGCCACUUGUUGGGGUAA